Messenger RNA from Dictyostelium discoideum AX4, 2364 nucleotides. RefSeq lists its product as hypothetical. The coding region runs from base 1 to 2364 and encodes 787 amino acids. The transcript has 3 exons. The record is from RefSeq and is a predicted model, not a curated record. Lineage: Eukaryota; Evosea; Eumycetozoa; Dictyosteliales; Dictyosteliaceae. Gene Ontology annotation, molecular function: zinc ion binding.
AUGGAAAAUGAUUCACAAAAAUCACCAUUACAAACGAUGACAACUACCACUACAACAACAUCAUCAUCAACCACAACAACAACAAUAAUACCAACAACAAUAUUUGAUAUAAAAUGUUUUGAACAUAGUGAUAGUGAAAUUUGUAGUUUUUGUGAAGAUUGUAAAAUUCCUGUAUGUUUAGUUUGUAUCUGUAGUAUUGGACAUAAAGGUCACUCAUUUUCAUUAAUUUCAAAAUCAAUGAUACAAAAUACAUUAAAAGAUUUAAAUGAAACUUAUAACAAAUCUCAAAGAUUUAAAGAAAAAAGUAAAAAAAAAAUACAAAUUGUUGAACAACAAUUCCAAAAAAUUAAAUUAAAUCAUCAAAGUAAUAUGAAUCAAUUAUCGGAUAAAUUCAAACAGUUACAUCAAAUUUUACAAAUUUUAGAGCUUGAUAUUAAAAGAACUUUAGAAACCCUAUUUACAGAUAAUGAAGAACUAUAUUUAAAAACCAAAUCUUUAUUAGAUAAUAAAGUUCAAUUAAUCAAUUCACUCAUUACCAAACAUUCAACCACUCAAUCACCUCCAACAAUACCACCAAUCUUUAAAAUAACAGACUACUCAAUCGAUCAAAUUUAUAAUCAAUCAAAUAAACAACAUUUAUCAAUACUUAAAGAUAAUUAUCAACUUUUAAAUAUUAUUAAAGAUAAAAAUAAUAAUGAACCUUUUAAAGAAACUACCCUCUCAUUUAAAAAUGAUAUUAUUGAUAAUAUAAAAUCAACUUUAAAAACAAUUUAUUCAAUAAAUCAAAAUGUAUUAAUUAAUAGUAAUAAUAAUAAUGAUAAUGAUAAUGAUGAAGAUACUGAUGAUGAAGAAAAUGAAGAAAAUAAAGAAGAAAAUAAAGAAGAAAAUAAAGAAGAAAAUGAAAAUAUUUCAAGUAAAGAUAUUAAACCAUUUAAUAAUUUUUCAAAUGAAUUAUUAUCAGCAAAUUUAAAUAAUAAAAAUACAAAAUGUACAAAUAAUAAUAGUAUUAGUAAUAAUAAUAAUAAUAAUAAUAAUAAUAAUAAUAAUAAUAAUAAUAAUAAUAAUAGUAAUAAUAGUAAUAGUUUAAAUAUAUUACCACAACCAAUACCGAUAUCAUCCUCUUCUAAUUCAAAUAUUUCAUUAACAAAUCAUCAGGAGAAUAAUAAACUUUAUCAAUUUAAAAUUCAUUUUAGAGAAGUUUAUAAUUUACCAAUUAGAAUUGAAGCAUUUUUAAUUUCAAGUCAAACAUUAUCACCAAUUAAGGAUAAUUUGGAGAUUAUGGUUAUAGUUUCACCAAAAGAUAUUCAAAAUAAUGUUGUAAAAGGUACGAAAAUUAUAUUUACAAAUAAAUUUUAUGGUUCUCAAUCAAUUGAAAUACCUAAUACACUAAGUCUUCAUCCAUCAAUUACAAAUACUUCAACAAUGACUACAACAACAACAACAUCAUCAUCAUCAUCAUCAAUAACAUCAGCAGCAGCAGCAGCAAUCAUUGCAUCAACAACUUCAACAACAGGUACAUAUUAUAAACAAUUAAUAACUUUUAAUGAAUUUCAACGAAAUUUAGGUUGUUCAUUUCAGCCAAUGUUUAAUAUAAAUGUACAAUUUACUUUGGAUAUUGGUGUUAAUUAUUUCAGUAAUAUGUAUCCAAAUAUCAGUUGGUAUUUAGGUGAUUUAAAACCAAAUAAACGUUUAACCAUUGGUUUGGAAGGUUGUGCUUCUUCAGGUAAAACUUCUUUAAUUAUGGGUUUAAUUAAUCUUUUCAAUUUAUCUUCUACAAUUCAACAAAAUUUCUCUGAAGAACAUGGUGGUAGCACUUAUUUCUCAACUAAUCGUAUCACUUAUAGAUCAAUUAAAAGUAUUAUCGAUUCAAAUUAUUCAAAUGAUCCAUUUUCAAAUUCAUUUUUAAGUGGUUUUGAUAUUUCAUUCGUAGAUACUUGGGGAUUAUGUGAUAGUGAUAUAGAAUUAAAAUAUAAAGUUCAGGGUAGAGUUUAUAAUAAUUUAGCAAUUAAUGAAAAAUUUAAUAUUGGCAGUAUUCCUAAACCAGAAUUUUCAGUUAAUGUAUUCUUAUUUGUUGUAUCAAUAAAAAGUUUCACCAGUGUUGAAACAAUGAGAAAAAUGGAAAAAAGAAUGAAAGAAUCAAUUGCUUUGGGUAUUGUUCCCAUUUUAGCUAUCACUUUUUCUGAUCAAGUUUCAACAUCCGAAUAUGCAGGUUUAGUCACUUCUAAUUAUGAAUUACCUGUUCAACCAUGUAAUGUUUUUAAAAUAAUGAAUUAUCAUGAUUUAGAAAUAAGAAAAGAUUUAGAAAAAGAUUUACAAUAUUUAAGAUUAAUAAAUAGAUUGGUUCAAAUAUCUAAAUGGAAGUGA